Dicentrarchus labrax (European seabass) is the source of this 4656-nucleotide messenger RNA. RefSeq lists its product as uncharacterized. The coding region runs from base 1 to 4131 and encodes 1376 amino acids. Gene Ontology annotation, molecular function: glycogen binding; protein phosphatase 1 binding. Gene Ontology annotation, cellular component: protein phosphatase type 1 complex. Gene Ontology annotation, biological process: regulation of glycogen biosynthetic process. Lineage: Eukaryota; Metazoa; Chordata; Actinopteri; Moronidae. The transcript has 5 exons. The record is from RefSeq and is a predicted model, not a curated record.
AUGUUGAAUGUCAGUUGCCAGAAACAGAAGCAGUGCAGUUCACUUCCCGCUGACUCUUUCACAGAGAGCCCCAUGGAGUUUGUGGGACAACCAAGACCUUCUGAGGCCUGUGGCCUCUUAGGAGUACCAGGGCUCAGCAUCUUGGACCUGGACCUGGACGAUGAUGAGGGUGAGGUGGUGAUCGGCAUCAGGCCCAAAUCUUCUCCUCUCCCACGGAGAAAGAGCUCUAUCUCAGAUGAGGAAUUGGACCCUGAGCCGCCCCUGUGCGGCUCCAGGAGAGUGUCCUUUGCAGACUCCAAAGAGGAGCUGUUCGUCAACGUCCGGGAUCAGAAAGUGGAGUUGGAGACUAUCGAGGUGCUUCCAGGGACCACAAUACUGAGAGGAGUGAUCCGUGUCCUCAACAUUUCCUUCACUAAGGCUGUAUAUGUCCGAACCACUUUGGACACUUGGUCCACCCACUUUGAUCUCUUGGCAGAGUACAUCCCCGGCUCCAGUGACAAUCUGACGGACUGUUUCUCCUUUAAGCUCACCUUAGUGCCACCAUUCGGGGAGCAGGGAGCCAGAGUUGACUUUUGCCUGCGAUAUGAGACUCCUGUGGGGACCUUUUGGGCCAACAAUAACGACAGGAACUAUGUGCUGUUCUGUCACCAAAGAGUGAAAGAGAGGAAAGAGAAACAAGAGAAGGAAAUUGUGAACAAGAAAAGCUGCCUUAAGAUUGUUAGUCAGAAUUUCUCCACUAUGGAAAACAUUUCAGCAGUGGAAGCUUCGUCUCAGGAAAAUAUAUCAACAGAUGUGUCAAAACAUGUAGAGAAAGUGGACACUGUGAAAGCCAGGCAAAUCUCUGAUGGUCAGUCAGGACCAUUGGAGGAAGAUGGACAGAAGUUACUGACCGAGAGCCGAAGGAACUGCAGCCGAAGAAAUCGCAGAAAGGCUGCACGGAUGGCUCGGGUGAGGGACCUCUUUGCUCAAAAACUUGAAAGAGAGAAUGACACUGAAAGAGAUGGAUCACCUCCAGAAGCAAAACAGGCAGCUCAGGAAGAAACCCCAGAGGAAGAGCACUCUGAUGUGCAAUCCUUUCCUGAGGGUAGCAGCAAUUCUGAUGGUUCUCUUGUUUCUGAAUCUCUGGAAACAUGCAGCGAACCCAUCCUUGAUCUUCUACAUGAUGCGUCACCAGCACACGACAACACAUCUAACAGCCAGCCAAAGAAAUCUGAGAGCAUCAGUUUGGCUGCUUUGGCCUCAUUAAUAGGAAGUGAGAGUGCCACCGAUAUCCAGGGCAACCUAUUGCAUUCAAAUGAUGAGCCUGCUCCUGCAGAACAUCACAAUAUCAACAAGUCUGUCUCCAAAGCUGAUGGCAGCAGUCAGAGGCAAAGCAUGAGUUAUAAAUGUACUGGCAACAUUGCAGCUAAACCAGCUGACAGUGUUAUUUCAGCAGUGAGCGAUGAAACCCUCGUUAGCAACACCAACAACCUCACAUUUGGAACAGUGGUGGCUCCAUUAUAUCAUCAGGUGUUUGGCAGAUUGGGAAGUGAAAGUCAGAGUGUAGGUGAUUGGGGAAAUCCAGUAUGGGGUGCGCUGAAUGUUGGAGACUUAACUCAAAGUUACCCUUGCACUGAAAGAAGAGAGACCAGCUGCAUUGUUCUAAAAGAUACUGGAGGUAACAAUGACAAAGUUCAGACAAAUGUUAAGACUCAAGAAUCAAACCAAGAAUGCCUAGAUGCCACUUCGAAUCAUCCUCCCAUUGAAGAAACAGGUUUGACUGUGACAGCGAAUCACAUCCAGGACCAUGCAGAAACUCUGGAGGAGAUUAAACAUUCAGACAAGAGAUGCACAAAUACAUCUGAUGUUCCAGAAACUGUUUCAGGAGAUACAGUUGUACAUGCUGUAAACAUUUUAAAUACAGAUUUGUUGGAUCCACAGAUACCCAAUGAGAGUUUACAUCUCCAGGGAGAAGCACAGGAAGACAAUCUAACCCAUGACCUAACCCAUGACUCAAGCCAAACUACAGCAGAAACAGCGUGGGCUCAACUGCCAGAGCAUACAUGUAUUCAAAUUAAACCUAAUCUUGAUGAAACAUGUGCACAAAGUGAAACACAAGAAGUCAUGACCGGUCCAGAAACCACAUUUAUGUCACUCAACGACUUUGAGUGUGUGGAUGAGCCAAAAAAAGACAAUGAAGUUGACAAAACAGUAACUGUAUCAACAAUCAAUGCCUUUUCAGAGGAGGAUAAACUAUUAGAACCUUUACAUGACUUGAUACCUAACUACACCAGUAGUUCAGAUAGUAAAGAAACAGGGAAUACUAAUGUUACAUGUUUUAAAAUUGUUGAGGAAAAGGAUGUCACAAAACCCCAGAUAUCUCUUGAAACUCAUGAUGAAAAAAUGAACAAUGUGGAAGAAGAAAACAAAGAAGCGAACAACUCGCAUAAUGACGAAACAAAACAAUCCGCUGAAAUUGAAGUAACUGGUGAAGUGGCAGAGUCAAUGCCAAAAGCAAUGAUGAGCAACCAUCACAUACAUAGUGACAUGUUUGUGGAGCUCAAAGAUGAAGACACUGUAAAAUUAGAAAUUAUUGUUUCAGGAAAAGUAGAGCAUCUUGAAAUUGAGGCUGAUGUUUCAAAAUUUGAGGAUUUUUGUUUAGCAGACACCACUGAAGUAAAAAAUUGGGAAAAGAUGGUUGAAGAAGAGGAGAAAAAUAUAUUGACAGAUGGAGAGGAAAGAGAGGCAGGGAGUUCAAAAGCAGAGGGCACUGAAGCAGUGGAGAAAGACCAAGGAGAACAGUUGGAUGACGCAAAUAUUGAGACAGCAUCAGAAAAUAGAGAUAGAACAGAGACAGAAAUAGAGAAAACAGGGGGUGAAAUGGUGGUGGUGAUCACAGCUGCAAGAGAGAAAGAGAACCAGGCUGAUGAUGCAGAUGCUUUAGAGGACAAAUGGAAGAUUGGAGGGAAACAAAUUGGGGAGAUUGUUGUUGCAAAAAAUAGGAAAGAAGUUGAGAAAGAAUUGGAAUAUGUUCAAGAGAAGACAGCUGGAGAGGAAGAGGUAGCUGAAGGGACUGAAGUAGAGGCAGGAGAGGAACAAGACGAGACAGAGUUAGGGAAAGGAAAACACUUUACAGAGACACAAAAGGUCAGUGUUGAAAGAACAAAUAUCCAAGAAGAAUCCGAUGAAGCAGGUAUGGAAUGGGAGGAUCGGGUAAAACCAGAGGUAGAAAAUGUAGAAGAGGAGAAUCCAGGUUACAGGGAGGCAAUUCUAGUUGAUGAAAUGGGAGAGUCAGAGAUUUUAGAUGCAAAGUCAGAGAGCGUGACAAUAGAGGACAGAGAAAAUGAAGUGGAGUGUUUGGAAGAGAGGUUAGACAUUAUACAAAACAAGGUUGAGGAUGAUUUAUCUGCUCGGGUGAACAAUGUGCAAGAAAAGGGAGUGAUUGACAAAGAAAAUACAGGAGAAUGGGAAAAUGCACACACCCUAACUGGAAUGCAUCUUUACAAAGAGGAAGAUUUUCAAAACAACGGGAAUGUUACACAUGACCUAUCGAAAGCUGCAAGAGAUGAGAAUGAGUCAGCUGCUGCAGAGGGAAGUUCAUGCGUUUUCGCAGAUGGCCCUGAAAGCGACCAAUUAAGUCACGACAGCGCUUCAGCAGAUUCUGACUCAGACGAUGAGGUGGAGUUGUACAUGCACUGUCUGAGGGCUGUUCACACUGGGCCACAGGUCCAUAAAGACAGGAACAAAGAUACAGGCUUUAAUGUAGGUAAAAGGCCCUCCGUGAGCAGAAGCAAACUGCUGUCCACACCUAUGCCGUCCAUCAGUGAGUCUCUGGAUGAAGAACAAAGCCUCAGUUGCCUUCAGGACAAUCUUGAAGACACGGAGACAGUGGACAUUGAACCUACAUUUACAGCUCUGCCAGCGUCAAGUAGACAGGAAAGCAUCAACAGAAAUGUUUCGUGGUGGAUAGAGACUUUUUCCUGCAGCAAUAUCUCAAAAACAUUGUUAUACGCCACCUUGUUAGUGGUAUUUCUAGUUGUGGCCUACCAUUAUGAUUUUCUUGCCUGUUUUGGGCUCUACUUGAUAUCAUUGAUUUGGCUCUGCUGUCAUGGAGAGAGGCAGACAGGUAAAAACAACAACAGAUUAGGCUGAAUCGAACUGUUUAACAUGGACGUCUGAUGUUUAUGAGUGUACAAGGUGCUGACAUGACACCCACAAAGCUCUGCUCCCUUUUUCCUACAUCCUACUGUACCACCAUUUGAUAUUUCCCUUUGUCUGAAGAUAUUUGAACAAGACCUACACAAUAAGUAAUGGUAUAAAUAGAACAAAUAGAAAGAAGAAAAAACAAAGAAAAUGAUAAUAAUGGGCAUUUAUUUAAAUCAUAUAUGACACAUAUCAGAAUGAAUGCUGUAUAUUCCCUAUGGGAGGACGUUAACUCUCUGUUGUCAAGAGUAUGAACCAAUUUCCUUUAUACAUUAUUGUACAUAAAGCUUAGCGUCGACUCAGACAACAGGCUGCGGACCAUUGCUCACACUGAUCAUUUCUGCAGAGUGUUAAUGCAUUUUUGAGGUGUAAAUGAAACUCGUCAGCGUGCGUAUGGAUGCCACCUAGGAAUAAUUGUAUUUGAGUAGGGUUUGUUUUAGUCUGGAAUGAAUAAAUUGUACUAUAGAGAAAUAA